CUUUUCUGGUUGCUCAUGACUUGUAGGGUCUGAUUGAGGCAAUAAAAAUAGCACUUCCUGAAGCUAACCAUAGAUAUUGUGUUAGAUACAUUGAGGUUAAUUGGUGUAAGAGAUGGAGAUCUGGGGAGAUGAAGAAGAUUCUAUAGUGGUGUUCAUGGAACACUUAUGAGGGAUAUGGAUGAAGAUGCUAUGAGAGAUUUGCUACAUUAACCUGCCCAGUCAUGGUGUAGAGCUUAUUUUGAUACUGUGUGCAAAAACAUAGCAGUGGACAAUAAUUUCACAGAGUCUUUCAAUGCAUGGAUCUUGGAUGCAAGGUACAAACCAAUAAUCAAGAUGCUAGAAGAUAUUAGAGUUAAGGUUAUGACCUUGUUGAGAGAACAUGAAGAUCAAGUAAAGUCAUGGACUCAUGACUUUAGUCCACAAAGCAUGAAUUGUAUGCUGAUUAUUUGAAGAUUGCUCACACAUGUCUAGUUCACUUUAAUGGAGAUGCUAGUUAUGAGAUUAGAGAAGGAGCAGAUAAACAUACUGUCAAAAUGGAAUUGAAGCAAUGCAGUUGCAGGGCAUGGUAACUCUCAGGAAUACCAUGUCCUCACACAAUUAGAGUAGUGAUAUACAAGAGGAAUGACCCUCUGGAGCAAAUGCAUUAGUGGUAUAGCAAAGAGGCUACUCUAAAGACUUAUUCACAUAAGUUGCAGCCUGUUAGGGGUGAGAAAUUCUGAAAAAUAGACCCAUCACAGGCCAUGGAACCACCACAUUUGGUGAAGUUAGUAGGCGGGCCUAAGGUAAAGAGAAAUAUGCAAAAAGAUGAGGCAAGUAAGAGACAAGGUGAAUGGUCUGCUUCAAGGAAAGGGAGAACCAUGAGCUGCAGCAACUGUGGAGAACCAAAUCAUAAUGCAAGAGGGUGUACAAAGCCAUCUAAUGCUCAAUCUAAAGGAAAGCAGACAAUGAAAAGGAAAAGAACUGUAGAUUAUGAAGACAUUAAUAAAAAAAUACCAUUAUCAGGUCCCCAACAAUCUCAAAAUAGUCAAGCCUCCAACAGUCCACUUGUGUUCAUUCCUACCCCAACUAUUUUUGAUAGCAUUUCAAAUCUCCGAGAUGUUACUAGUAGGAGACUUUGACCUCCAGUAUUUGCAGAUGAAGAAGAUUCUGUUAUAAGGUCAAAAGUUAUUUCAGAGACAAGGACAAGGCUUCAGGUGAGAUAAGAGCCAAGUCUUCUAUCUGUGACAAGAGUUAUCACCUUAAGAGGUGGUUCAACUAGUAUGAGUGAGCCUUCAAAUCUGCCAUACUCACCGAGAGGACUCACAUGGAAGGGAAAAGAGGUUGUAACUAGCAACCAACUGGAGAUGCAAGCUCAGAAAAAAAUUGAAAAGCUGUAGGCAAGAAAGGGAAAGAAAAGUACCAUUUUGGA
This is a messenger RNA of Nicotiana tabacum (common tobacco), 1408 nucleotides long. NCBI's taxonomy places the organism in Eukaryota, Viridiplantae, Streptophyta, Magnoliopsida, Solanales, Solanaceae. The record is from RefSeq and is a predicted model, not a curated record.